Aspergillus versicolor CBS 583.65 is the source of this 1231-nucleotide messenger RNA. Its product is annotated as aromatic alcohol reductase. The coding region runs from base 42 to 947 and encodes 301 amino acids. The record is from RefSeq and is a predicted model, not a curated record. Gene Ontology annotation, molecular function: oxidoreductase activity. The transcript has 2 exons. Lineage: Eukaryota; Fungi; Ascomycota; Eurotiomycetes; Eurotiales; Aspergillaceae.
CUCUCAAUCGUUUUAGAAAACUAGCGCUGGUCUUGCCCAAGAUGCCCCAUAUCCAAACAGUCGCGGUAGCUGGUGCAACUGGCACCCUCGGGCCUCGAGUCGUGCAAGCACUUAUUGAGGCAGACUUCCAGAUCACCAUUCUCACUCGCAAGAAAUCAGGGGCAUACCGGUCGGGCGUCAAGGUCUUUGAGGUUGAUUUUGGCUCUCUGGAGUCAUUGACCCGCGCCCUUGAAGGCAUUGAUGCCGUCGUGUCCAUGGUGGGCGGCCCAGGCAUUGACAACCAACCCCUUCUAAUUGACGCCGCUGUCGCUGCUGGAGUAAAGCGUUUCAUACCCUCCGAGUUUGGAAGCGUGACCACCAACCCUGAACUCGAAGAAGUUUUCCCCUACAGCUCCUUCUCCAGGGUUCGGAAAUAUCUCCAGAGUAAGGCGGAGGCUGGCGAUCUAUCGUGGACGGUUCUUAGAUGCGGCGCCUUUUUGGAUUUCUUGCUCAACACCCCCACUUUACUCGACUGGGACACCCACACGGUGACCACGCUCGACGAUGGUGAGAAUAGGAUCAGCUCCACGUCUAUGCCCAUGGUCGGGAGGGGGGUCGCUGGCAUUCUGCGCAACUUCGAAGCCACCAAGAAUAAAGUCAUGCGUAUCUCUGAAAUUAUCUUGACCCAGAAUCAGCUGGUUGAAUUCGCAAAUGAGCUGAGGCCUGGUAUUAAUUGGACGGCGACUGACAAGGUUAGCACAGCUGUGCUUUUACAGGAAGGCCUGGACCAGAUCGCGGCUGGGGACGUUAGCCUGCUAGCCAUGAUGAAAGUGAUUAAAGGCACCGGGCUUGCAGGUGAUAUCUAUGGUGCAGCAUAUGACGUGACAGACAAUGAGCUGCUUGGCAUCAGGGAACUUACGCCAGGGGACCUGAAGAGACUUGUAGCUGAGAAGCUCGCCGAAGCAUGAAGCUGGUUGGCAGGACAAGACCGGACUUUAAACGACUGAUUGCGAAUCCUGUAUCUAAUACUUAGGCGGCCAGAAUUCGCAGGACCUCAGGUCGAAAAACACUUCAUUUUGGUGCUGUGGACGAAUUCUGAAGUGGGUGGUCAGGCAAAUCAAGCACCAGCCUUAAAUAUACCUUUAUCUUAAACAGUUUCUUCCUAGAUUACUACGGGAUGCCUAAGGUGAAACCCUACCUGCAGCCAUAUAUCUUCGCCGUUGACGUCACAAAUGAUACAGCUGCAAUUCGG